Vigna umbellata (rice bean) is the source of this 2215-nucleotide messenger RNA. RefSeq names its product ubiquitin-like-specific protease 1D. Gene Ontology annotation, biological process: proteolysis. Gene Ontology annotation, molecular function: cysteine-type peptidase activity. Lineage: Eukaryota; Viridiplantae; Streptophyta; Magnoliopsida; Fabales; Fabaceae. The record is from RefSeq and is a predicted model, not a curated record.
AAAUAAUUUGCCAGACAGACGGGAGGCAAAAGAGAGGAAGAGCUAACCCACAAGUGGUGGCGCGCCACUCACUGCCACCAAUUCCAUCUUCUAUUUCCGCCCUGAACAAUUUACAAGUAAGGUAACAGUUAACAAACAGUUUCACUCACUCUCCUCAAAUGCAUGGAGGAGGAACGACAACAACCGCAGGUUCCUCUUUCCAUUGACUGGGACCAACAAUUUCAACACGACUCGCCGCCGCCGGAGGUCGUCAUCGUGCCGUCCUCCUCCAUGGCCUCUGAUCAGGACGACCUCAGCGCUCUUCCUGAUCACAAACUGAAGGAGUCGAUUCAGAGCAUGAAGAGAACACUCGACGUUACUGGCAAGAAUUUGCCCGACAAUGGCGCCAAGCUUCGCGCUACCAUCGACCGCUACCAGAAGGAACUUAGUCGCCGGGAAUUGAUGCGUCUUCGCCAGGAAGUUGAUGGGGACCAGAAGCCGCAGCCCGAACAAACUACAAGCUCAAGUGCUGCUACCAAGGGUGUGUCUAAUGACUUGAGAGAAGAGACUUUGUCAUCUCAAGUUCAACCGCUAUCCAUUUUUACAUCUUACUUUGUUAAAAAAAUGGAAAAUAGUCAGACUAGUUGUACAGCUUCCGAUGCAUUUAAAAAAGAGAUAUCACAUUUCAAACUUUGUGAGAACCAGAAAAUGCAAGAAAAUGCAGCUUCUGAUGCAUUUGGAAAAGAGACGUCACAUUUCAAUCAUUCUGACAACCGGAAAAUACCAGACCGUGGAACCUCUAGAAGAAGAAAGAGACAUCGUUCAUCAUCAAGACAAUUGCCGUUUCAGUGUCCUAGUAAACUUUCUAAACAUGAUACUUUUAGUGAUGAUAAAACUUGUAGAGCAGCUUCCACUUUUUCUCUGCGGAAUAUUGGGAGAAAUCUGUCAAGAUGCUACCCAAAAGUGAAGGACGUUUCUCAGGCAAUUCAAUUAGAUGGCUCAAGGUCCAAGAAGGGUCAGCCCAUUGUUCUUGAUGUUGAUGACGAUGACGAUGAGGCUCAUAUUGUGGAGAAAACUGAAAACCAAUUUCCUGAAUACCUGAAAGACGCUAAGAUCUAUUUUCCAUCAAGAGAUGAUCCAGAGUGUGUAGAAAUUUGUUACAAAGACACAGAUUGCCUUGCCCCUGAAGGCUAUUUAACAUCAACAAUAAUGAACUUCUACAUUCAAUAUUUGCAGCAGCAAGUAUUGUUGACAACUGACUACCAUUUUUUCAAUACAUAUUUCUACAAGAAGCUCAAAGAAGCCGUUUCAUACAAGCAAAGUGAUAGAGAUGUGAUCUUUGCAAAGUUCAGAAGAUGGUGGAAGGGUGUAAAUAUUUUUCAGAAGGCGUAUGUUUUGAUUCCGAUACACGAGGACCUUCACUGGAGCUUGAUCAUUAUUUGUAUCCCAGACAAAGAAGAUGAAUCGGGGCCAAUCAUACUUCAUUUGGAUUCUUUGGGUCUUCACUCUAGUAAAUCAGUUUUUGAUAAUAUUAAAAGCUAUUUGAUUGAAGAAAAGAACUAUAUGGAUCGGGAAGAUGUGUCUUCAAAUGUUUCAAUUGCAGACAGAAUAUGGAAGUGCCUUCCUCGUAGAAUUGAAUGUCAGAUCAUUGCGGUUCCCCAACAGAAGAAUGAGUAUGACUGUGGUCUUUUUGUAUUGUACUUCAUUGAGCGUUUCAUGGAGGUGGCACCUGAGAGACUGAAAAAGAAAGAUUUGGCAAUGUUUGGAAAACGAUGGUUCAAACCCGAAGAGGCUUCCAAUUUGAGAGUGAAAAUCCGUAAAUUGCUUGUAGAAAAAUUAGAGAAUUCAAUGAGGGAUAAUUGUGACCUAGAAUCUUCUCCUUCAUCAUCUGGUGGCCCUGCAACUGAGUGUGUUGAGUCCACCAAGGAUUCUAUGGCGUAACAUGCAAUCAUGAAUUGCAAUUCUCAUUUCCUUGAACCAACAAUCUGUUGAUAUUUUCAUAUUGUUGGCGCCAAUGGCUUUUUUUGUUUGUACAGACAUCAGCCAUUGAGCUGAUAAUUUUUGGAUAAUUUCCUACGACCUGGUUACUGCAGCAGUCGUUAAUACAAGAAAGGAUGGCUGACCCUUUGGUAUGAACAAAUAACAAUCAACCAUUUCUUGUGGGUUAGGUCAUCUUUCCAAAUGUAUAGCAGGAAACGGCACAAAGCUGUCUAUUAGAGUUAAUAGCUUUCGUAUC